GGACUCAAUAGGCAACACAAUUGAUAGUUUUAUUCUUCUUUCGUUACAAUUAGAGGUAAAUUCGGGAGAAGGUAAAUCUACUUUUGUACACUUUACUCCAACUACAACUGGGAGGAUAACAAUAACUGCGGAGGCUAGAGCAGGGGAUCUCCUCAGAGCUGCUGCAGUUGAUAAAAUACAAAAACAAGUGACUGUCGUGCCAUACGGGAUUAUUAAAAGAGAAAACGUUCAGGAACUCGUAAAUUUGACCCAUGGAUCGAGCUCACAUCUUAGCGUGUCUCUACAAGACCCACCGCAUAUGGCCCCGGGCAGUAAAACUGUUACAGUUAAGAUGACCGGGAACUUCAUGAAGCCAAGCAUUGAGGGUCUACAGGGGUUGCUGAUAAUGCCGCACGGUUGUAGGGAACAAAAUAUGGUUGACUUUGCACCUGACGUUUACAUUGCUAAAUAUUUGAAAACGGUUGGACAGCUUACUAAGGAGAUAUAGGGAAAGGCUGUCCAGCAAGUGAAAUUCGGUUAUCAGAACGAACUAAGAAAUAUGCAUCGGGAUGGCUCAUUCAGUGCUUUUGGGGAAAGCGAUCUAUCUGGUAGUACAUGGUUGACUGCUUUCGUCCUGAAGUGUUUUGGUCAAGCACGCUCAAUAGUCAAAGUAGAUGACCAGGUUUUGUCAAGAUCUAUGGUAUGGCUUCUUGGGCAACAGGAUCAAGACGGCUCCUUCAGAGAACCUGGGACGUCAAUGAGAUGGGUUGACCAAUCAGGAACACAGACCGGUGUUUCUCACACAGCGUUUAUUUUGACCGCGAUGCUCGAAAACAGAGGAUUUAAAUUAGUAGCAGAUUCCCGCUUGAAUAAUGCAAUCACAAAGGCAAUGCAUUAUUUGGAGGCCCAGAUCAACGACCCACACGACAUGUAUACUGUUGCGGUGUUAUGUUACGCCAUUGCGAAAUCUGGCAGUAGCAUAAGUCCGUCUUGCUUUAACAAAUUACAAACUGGAGCUUUUAACCAAGGAGACAAAACGUAUUGGCAACAUUCGCGGAUGGUAAACAAACGGGCAAACUCGAGAAUGGCACCGUCACGUGCUCCAUCACGUGAUAUUGAAGCAACAUCUUACGCUCUCCUGACAUAUAGUGAACUUGGAAAACUGAAUGAGGGACGUAAGGUUGUCAACUGGCUUGUGUCACAGAGGAACCCGUCAGGCGGUUUUGCAUCGACUCAGGAUACUGUUGUGUCGCUUCAAGCUUUGUCCGAGUUUGCAGCCCGCUUUCCAAUGAACCCGAGUUCAUUUCCCAACUACGGACUGCAUCUGAACACGACUGGAAAUAAUUUCGUGCAUGAAUAUCAGAUAACCCCGGCAACCUACGAUACCACUUAUAGUUUCGAGGUGCCAUCUAACGUACCGAGCAUACACAUCUACACGACUGGUGAAGGAGUUGCGGUGAUUGACGUUACGACCUCGUACUAUAUCCAAAGCGAUCUGCAAGACCCGCGCAUCAGUAUUUCUGCAUCCAUUAUAAAGGAAUCCCUCAACUCUAUCACUGUGCACAACUGCAUGCGUUGGACAGGACCGACGCCUAGCGGUAUGCUGCUUAUGGAAGUGGAAAGGCCAACUGGCUUCAUGACGGAUGUCGACAAACUCAACGUACAAACCACUAUCAAACGACAGGAAAGAAACGGCCGGUUUCAUGUUCUUUACUUUGAUAGUCUAGCGGUAAAUUCGCAAGUGUGUGUAGAUGUCAAAAUGGAUCGUUCGGACCCUGUUGUGAAAAGCCAAGCAUGUCAUGUGAUGGUAUAUGACUACUACGAGCCAUAUCAGUCGAGUGUUACGGAGCAGCCUGUGUACGAAGAACCAUCAUGCCGAGAUAUUCCAACGGCUGGUUUGAGUCGGUUCGACAGAUGGUUGCGGAAGGAAGAUGGUGGGGUGCCAUCCCGGUGCAGUGGUAUAGAGAGCAUUACGAUGCCAAUGGACAGAUGGAUGGAUGGGAAUGGCUCGGUGAGGGUUUUGACUGGGACAGGCGUUUUAAAGGACGUAAAAGAAAUUGAAUUCAAUCAAAUUAGAAACCUCAAGUGCACAGCAGUGCCUCCAAUGAGGACGUAUAACCAGAUCAGUCUUGCACGAUGUGGAAUGCGUUGCAGUGCCAACACCGAGUGUAUGAUCAUCAGCUAUGACCACAACCUACGGACAUGCUAUCUGCUAGACACAAGCCCAUUCGACCAAUCACUAUGGUCGACGUUUGUCCACGACGUAGGCUGGUCUACUUACUUCGCAGAAAGUCCACCAGGAAAUCAAUUGAUUGGUAUUAAUGCAACAUUAUCGAGUGUAAAUACCGAAGGGUGGAGUGUGGCCCUCAGAGCCAUCGACGGUGACUUGUCGACAGACCAUUUACGCCAACCUCCUUGUGCCCACACUGCCUUGAGUACGGACAACUUCUGGCAGAUGGAGUUUGAAAUGCCUGCUCCUGUCACGGCUGUUGACAUAUAUUUUCGAUCCGAUGACUGUAACGAACGAAAUAUCAACAUUUGGCUGUAUGUGUGUCAGACUGAUACCGAAUGUGCAGAGAACACAGGAACGCUAUGUGCCUUCUUUGGUGGCCCUCCCGUCAACCCCGCCCUGCCGCAGAGGGUCACGUGUGACAAGGCCGGAUAUGGUCGGUUCCUCCGUCUGCGACAGUUGACGUCACCUCCGGGCACCAACCUUCAACUAUGUGAAAUAAUCGCCUACUCCUAA
Molecule: messenger RNA, 2725 nt
Organism: Mya arenaria
Lineage: Eukaryota; Metazoa; Mollusca; Bivalvia; Myida; Myidae
Product: CD109 antigen-like
Exons: 19
Coding region: 539-2725 (728 amino acids)
Cellular component (GO): extracellular region
Source: RefSeq, a predicted model, not a curated record